AUGACUCUAUGGUUAUUACAGAUAUCCCUCACUCUAACCAGUUCAUUAGUCAGCCGUGUUGUUCGCGAGUUUCGGAACUCGCCGCAGUUGGCUUUAGAGUUUUACAACUGGGUUCGUACGAACCAGAGUUGUUGUCCUCAAUUUUUGGAUUCUUCUUGUACUUUAAUUCAUGUUUUGAUCAAUUCUAGGAGGUACGAUGAUGCCCUGUCUCUUAUGGAGAGUCUAAUGGGGGAAGAGGGUUUGCCCCCAUUGGUUGUUUUGGAAGGGUUGGUUACUAGCUAUGAUGAAGGUUGUGGUUUUUCAAGCCCUGCAGUGUUUGAUGCACUUGUGAGGGCUUGUACUCGGCUUGGGGCCACGGAUGGUGCUUAUGAGGUGAUUAAAAAGCUGAGAUUGGAUGGUUACUGGGUUUCGAUUCACGCUUGGAAUAACUUUCUUAACCAUGUGAUUAAGUUGAAUGAGAUUGAUAGGUUUUGGAAGAUGUAUAAGGAAAUGCUUUCAUAUGGUUAUGUUGAAAAUGUUAAUACUUUCUAUUUGGUUAUGUAUGCUCUUUGUAAGGAGUGCAAGUUAUUAGAAGCAAUGUCGGGAUAUUAUCGGAUGUUGAAGAGUGGAAUUUGGCCUAGUGUUGUUACUUUUAACAUGAUUAUAGAUGGAGCAUGCAGGAUGGGUGAUAUGGAACUUGCCUUGAAGGUUUUGAGAAAGAUAGGGGUAAUGUCGGAGGACUGUGUUACGCCCAAUUCAGUUACUUACAACUGUAUCAUUAACGGUUUUUGCAAAAUUGGUGGUUUAUCGGUUGCAGAAGAAAUUCGUGGUGAAAUGACCGAGCCAGGUGUUGAGGCUAAUUUGAGGACUUAUGCAACUCUAGUAGAUGGGUAUGCAAAACAGGGGAGUUUGGAGGUGGCACUUCAAUUGUGCGAUGAAAUGGUGGAAGGGGGUUUGACCCUUAAUCCUGUUGUUUACAAUUCAAUUAUCCAUCGGCUUUACAUAGAAGGAGAUACUGAGGAAGCUCUUUCCUUAUUGUCUGACAUGAUUGAUAGGCAUAUAUUCCCUGAUCAGUUCACCUACUCAAUCCUCAUCAAGGGGCUCUGUAGAAGUGGGCUUCUGACGGAAGCAAUUAGAUUUCAUAACCACAUCCUUGAGAAGAACCUCGUCAAGGAUGUUUUCUCCCACAAUAUCCUAAACCCUAAACUUUGUAGAUCCACGCAAUCGGAUCAUCUCCAUCGACAAAACGAGGAAACUCAAUGCGCUGUGUCCAUGGUGGCCGCGGCGGAUGAUCACCUCCAAAACGAUUCAGACUCGGAGGACGGAGAUCAGGUGCAGAAGCACGAGGAUCAGAACAAUCAGGCACCAGAUGCACAGGAUGACCACUACUGCUCGGACGAAAAAGGGAGCAUAGGAAGUGCUGUUCAGAUUUAUGAAAAAUUGAUCGAGGGGAAGAAAAAACCUAAUUUGGUGAUAUACAAUUCUGUUAUAAAUGGGUUAUGCAAAGAGGCAUCAGUGGAUGUUGCAAAACUUUUGAUGGAUUCGUUACAGAGGAUGGAUGUUCUUGACAUUGUAACCUAUAACACAAUGAUAAAUGGGUAUUUCAUCAGCGGGAUGAUUGAUCAGGCAUUUGUUUUGCUUCAGGAAAUGGAAGAGGGUGGAAUUUCAUUCAAUAUAGUCACCUACAAUAUAUUGAUCAACUUUUUGUGCAAGUUUGGGUGUAUUCAACAAGCAAAGGGACUAAUGAAGGUAAUGAUUUCAAGGGGCAUGGUUCCGGAUUUUGUAACAUACACCACUCUCAUUACCAAUUUGAACAAGAGUUGUAGCACAGAAGAAGUCGUUGCAUUGCAUGACUACAUGGUGACUAAGGGAGUAAUUCCUGAUAGGCAAACGUACAAAGAUAUUGUCUGUCCAUAUCUUCUAGAAGAAAAUUCAUAGAUUAGCACAUUGGGUUGAGUUUCAACAGUACAUCAAGGUGUAUAUUUGCUCUCCGUCUUCCAGUAUCGUUUGUGUUUCAAAUGAGU
Molecule: messenger RNA, 2003 nt
Organism: Pyrus x bretschneideri (Chinese white pear)
Lineage: Eukaryota; Viridiplantae; Streptophyta; Magnoliopsida; Rosales; Rosaceae
Product: pentatricopeptide repeat-containing protein At1g11710, mitochondrial-like
Exons: 3
Coding region: 1-1917 (638 amino acids)
Molecular function (GO): protein binding
Source: RefSeq, a predicted model, not a curated record